This is a messenger RNA of Megachile rotundata (alfalfa leafcutting bee), 771 nucleotides long. Its product is annotated as cyclin-dependent kinase 2-interacting protein. NCBI's taxonomy places the organism in Eukaryota, Metazoa, Arthropoda, Insecta, Hymenoptera, Megachilidae. The record is from RefSeq and is a predicted model, not a curated record.
UUUAUUUUACAAAUAUUGUAUUUGUAAACACAGAAAUAUAAUUGUAUCACAAUAAGUUAUAUUAAUAAUAAAGAGACAUAUACAAGUAUAAUGAGUAAGGAGCAGUUUUCACCCAUACAAAAAAUUUUAUCUCCAAGAUCAGGGCAGGGAAAAAAUUUAACUGGCUAUGUUCGUCACAUUCGAGAUUUAGCUGCAGAUAUACAUGGAAAUAUACAAAAUUGGAAUGCAUUACAUUUGCAAGGAGUAACGUUAUUAAAAACCAUAACACAACUGAAACAAGAUGAAUCGUAUCCUCAAGAUUUACAAGAAUUAUGUGAUAGAUUGGAAAACAUUUGUGAUGCACUGGACGACAUUGUGAAAAGUUUAGGUGAAAUUGCACAUCAAAUAAAAAUAACAGCAUCUUUAGAAACUCGCGUGGAGAAACUAUUUAUCACAUGGCCCAAUGUAAAAUUUGAACAAAUAGCAAAAUUAAUAUAUGAUGCAUAUUCUCAAGAAACAAAAAUAAAACGUAAGAUCUUGGAAAAUGUAGCUCAUUAUUACACAGAAUCAUGGAAAAUGCUAUUCCUUGCAACCUGGGUGCAUCAACCAUCGAUACCAGAAAAUGUGACAACUGCUUUGGAAUUAUUAUUGAUAGAAACUGGACACAGAUAGUUACAGUUAUUGUUGGUAUUUAUUUCGGAAUUGGUGGUGGUUUAGGUGGAAGUGAUGAGGGUCUGAUAGCACUCUUUUUUGGUCUACCUCUUUUCCCGCCACGGCUUUUUAAUAAAUUAC